Messenger RNA from Charadrius vociferus (killdeer), 1773 nucleotides. RefSeq names its product WSC domain containing 2 (gene WSCD2). The record is from RefSeq and is a predicted model, not a curated record. Lineage: Eukaryota; Metazoa; Chordata; Aves; Charadriiformes; Charadriidae. Bases 10 to 1773 code for a protein of 587 amino acids. The transcript is spliced from 10 exons.
GAAGACGCUAUGGCCAAAUUAUUGGUAAAACUCCAGCGGUAUUUUCGGCGAAAACCUGUGCGUUUCUUCACGCUGCUGGCUCUCUACCUGGCAGCCGGCAGCUUGGUUUUCCUGCAUUCGGGCUUUGCCGGGGAACCCACGGUGACGGGGACCCAGCGCGGCCCCGGGGCCGGCGAAGGACCGGGGUUGCCCUACCUGGGGGGGAUGCAGGUGGGCCGGGGUUUCACAGAGGUCACCAUGCUAAGCCAGACUUGGUCCUCCUGCGGCGCUCCCGGGGCACCAGCAGCUCCUCCUCGGCCACCAGCCCCACCGCAGCUGCUGUCACCGAUAUCCCGGGCUCACAUCGCCCAGCUGGAAAAUCAAGGGCAGAUCUUUGUUUCAAGCAUCACUCCGUGGAAACACUUCCGUUCUGCCUUUGACUUGCUAAACCGGUGGCGGUGGGUGCCGGGAGAGCCCGCACGAUACAUCGGCUGCUACGUGGACAACACUCGCCGGCGAACGCUGCGCGGCGUGUCCUUCUUUGACUACAAGAAGAUGACAGUCUUCCGUUGCCAGGACAACUGUGCCGAACGGGGCUACCUCUACGCAGGGCUGGAGUUUGGCGCCGAGUGUUACUGUGGACACAAGAUCCAGGCGUCCAACGCCAGCGAGUCCGAAUGCAACAUGGCGUGCAAGGGGGAGAGGAGCAACACCUGCGGUGGGGUCAACCGCCUCUCCAUCUACCGCCUGGAGCUGGCCCAGGAGUCCGCCAGGAGAUACGGCAGCGCAAUAUUUCGGGGGUGUUUCCGCCGGCCGGACAACGUCUCCAUCGCCCUGCCCGUCAGCCAGCUCAUGCUCAACAUGUCGGUGGACAAAUGCGUGGACUUCUGCACUGAGAAGGAGUACCCGCUGUCGGCCCUGGCCGGGACCGCCUGCCGCUGCGGUUUCCCCACCACGCUCUUCACCCUGCACGAGCGCGAGGACGAGCAGCUCUGCGCCCAGAAAUGCGCCGGUGAGGAGUUUGAGAGCUGUGGCACCGCCGAAUACCUCCUUGUCUACCAGACCCAAGUGCAAGACAACCGCUGCAUGGACAGGAGGUUUCUCCCGACCCGUGCCAAGCAGCUGGUGGCCCUGGCCAGCUUCCCCGGCGCUGGCAACACCUGGGCACGCCACCUGAUCGAGCUGGCUACCGGCUUCUACACCGGCAGCUACUACUUCGAUGGGUCUCUCUACAACAAAGGCUUCAAGGGUGAGAGGGACCACUGGCGAAGCGGGAGGACAAUCUGCAUCAAAACCCACGAGAGCGGCCAGAAGGAGAUCGAAUCCUUCGAUUCGGCCAUCCUGCUCAUCCGCAACCCCUACAAGGCUCUGAUGGCGGAGUUCAACCGCAAAUACGGGGGGCAUAUCGGCUUUGCGGGUCACCCCCACCGGGAAGGGGAAGAGUGGCCGGAGUUUGUGGCCAACUACGCGCCGUGGUGGGCGACCCACACCCUCGACUGGCUGCGCUACGGCAAGAAGGUGCUGGUGGUGCACUUUGAGGACCUGAAGCGGGACCUCUUCGUGCAGCUGCAGCGGAUGGUGGGGCUGCUGGGCAUCGCCGCCUGCGAGGACAGGCUGCUCUGCGUCGAGGGACAGAAGGACGGCAACUUUAAGCGCUCCGGCUUGCGGAAGUUGGAGUACGACCCUUACACCCCCGAGAUGAGGAAGAUGAUCAGCGCCUACAUCAAAACGGUGGACACGGCUCUGAAACUCCAAAAUCUGUCAGGGGUCCCGGAUGACUACUACCCGAGAUGA